AUGGAUCGCUCACAGCGCGUCGUCAUCAUCGGCGCCGGCAUCGUUGGGACCAACAUCGCCGACGAGCUGGUCUCGCGGGGGUGGACCGACAUCACCGUGGUCGAACAGGGGCCGCUUAGCAUGCCGGGAGGCUCGACGUCUCACGCUCCCGGCCUCGUGUUCCAGGUGACAGGCUCCAAGACCAUGUCUUCCUUUGCGAAAUACACGGUCCAGAAGCUGCUGUCGAUAGGCUGCUUCAACCAGGUCGGCGGCCUCGAGGUGGCAGAAACGCCCCAGCGGCUCGAGGAGCUCAAGCGAAAACACGGAUAUGCCUCCUCUUGGGGCAUUCCGGCGCAUCUGCUCACCGCCGACGAGUGCAAGACGCUCUACCCCCUGCUGAGCACCGAGGUGGUGCUUGGCGGUCUGCACAUCCCGACUGACGGCCUGGCGUUGGCCGCAAAUGCCGUCCAGCUACUUAUCGAACGCACCCGCAAGGCCGGCGUCCGGUACCUCGAGCACACCCCGGUAACCGGCAUCGCGCAGAGCGGAGGCCGUGUCACCGGGGUGGAAACCAGGAAUGGCCCCGUGCCCGCCGAUCUCGUCCUCGCAUGCGCCGGUCUCUGGGGCGUCGAGGUCGGCGCCAUGGUCGGCCUGCCCAUCCCUCUCCUCCCCGUCGAACACCAAUAUGUAAAGACGACACCAGUACCGGUCCAGAAGGGCAAAAACCUGCCUGUGAACGGCGCACAAUUCCCUAUCCUCCGCCAUCAGGAUCGCGAUCUCUACUAUCGCGAGCACGGCGAGCAGUACGGCAUCGGCUACUACGGCCAUCGUCCUCUACCCGUGGUCGCCGCCUCGUUGGGCGAGACGCCCAAGCAUGUAGACGAGCACAACAUGCCGUCCCGUAGAGAUUUCACACCCGACGAUUUCGCACCCGCUUGGGAGCUCUCAAAGAAGCUUCUUCCCGCCCUGGCAGAGAGCGAGAUCGAGUAUGGCUUCAACGGGAUUAUGUCUUUCACUCCUGAUAGUGGCCCCCUUAUCGGCAGGGCACCCAACCUGGAGGGCUUUUUCGUUGCCGAGGCCGUCUGGGUGACACACUCUGCGGGCGUCGCCCGUGCGGUUGCCCAGCUGCUCACAGCCGGGCACUCCGAACUCGAUCUCUCCGAGUGCGACAUCUCGCGCUUCGAGCAGGUCCAGCUCGCUCCCGAAUACGUCAAGGAGGUUUCCACGCAAAACUUCAUCGAGGUCUACGACAUCCUGCACCCUUCGCAGCCCCGCGAGUCGCCUCGCAACCUGCGUAUCAGCCCCUUCCACUCCCGCCAGCAAGAACUGGGCGCCUACUUCCUCGAAGCCGGCGGCUGGGAGCGUCCGCAGUGGUUCGAGGCCAACGCGAAUCUCCUCAGUCAGCUGCCCGAGAAGUGGAAGCCGAGAGAGCGCGAUGCUUGGUCUGCCAGGUAUCACUCGCCGAUCGCUGCCGCAGAAGCCUGGAAGACGCGAACCGCCGUGGCCAUGUACGACCUCACGCCGAUCCGUCGUCUGGAAGUGUCCGGACCGGGGGCGGUUGAGCUGCUGCAGCGGUUGACCACGAGCGACAUCUCCAAGAGCCCGGGAACGGUCACAUUUACUCUCCUCUUGGAUGGGCACGGAGGCAUCCGCAGCGACAUCUUCGUGGCCAGACUCGGCAACGAUCUGUUCCAACUAGCCGUCAACGGUCCUGUCGAUUUUGCCUACUUGUCUCGGGAAGCUCGCAUCCAGGCGGAAGCAUCUCCGGCAAAGUUCGUCCAGGUGCGCGACACCACGGGAGGGUCCGGUGGCAUCGGGCUCUGGGGCCCUCGCGCCGCCGACGUUAUCGGCGGCAUCAGCUCGGACAAUCUCAAGGAUAUGCCUCCUUCCCGCGUCAAGUCGGCCAUCAUUGCCGGCAUCCCGGUCACCGUUGUCAGUCUCUCCUUCGUUGGCGAGCCUGGGUGGGAGAUCUACACGAGUGCCGAAAAUAGCCUGCGCCUCUGGGACACUCUCUGGCAGGCUGGAAAGCCGCACGGUGUCAUCGCCGCGGGCCGCGCUGCGUUCAGCGCCCUGCGUCUGGAAACGGGAUUUCGGACGUAUGGCGCCGAUGUCACCUCGGAGCAUAACCCGUUCGAGGCCGGGCUCGAGUCCGCCGUCGACCCCGAGAAGCAGGGCUACGUCGGUCACGACGCCAUCAAGAGACUUUCGAAAGAGAAGGUCUCCAGGCGACUGCGCUGCCUCACAAUUGAUGACGGCCGCUCGGUCGUCUUGGGCAAGGAGCCUGUGUUCCUGGACGGCAAAGCAGUUGGCUAUGUCACGACUGCCGCCUUUGGAUACACAAUCGGGAAGCCCAUCGCUUAUACCCAUCUGCCCAGCAGUGUCAAGGAGGGUGCUGGCGUGGAGAUUGAGUACUUCGGCCGCCGGAUCAAGGCCACCGUGACAGCAGAACCAUUACAUAAAGCCUCGAGAGGCGUAUCGGUGGCCGGCCCAACUCCUAAGCGUGUAGCCAUCAGGUCGCGACUGUAA
This is a messenger RNA of Colletotrichum graminicola M1.001, 2505 nucleotides long. Its product is annotated as FAD dependent oxidoreductase. The transcript has a single exon. Gene Ontology annotation, molecular function: oxidoreductase activity; protein binding. Gene Ontology annotation, cellular component: mitochondrion. The record is from RefSeq and is a predicted model, not a curated record. Bases 1 to 2505 code for a protein of 834 amino acids. NCBI's taxonomy places the organism in Eukaryota, Fungi, Ascomycota, Sordariomycetes, Glomerellales, Glomerellaceae.